AUGUGGGGGCUUGUUCGCUUUGUGUUGAAGGUGUGGUUGGUGUUUGAGAGAGUUUUGAGUAGCAUGGAGGAAGUUGUUGGAGAGUUCUCCCGCCGUCUGGCAAUCCAGGAUGAUGAAGAUUUAGAGGUCAUUACUGUUGAUGAUCCAACAUCUUUGAUUGCAGAGAGAUUCUGGCUAGUGGGGAAGGUCCUCACCGGGAAGAAAGUUAAUGUGGAGUCUUUCAGGCGUAUUAUAAGGAAGAUCUGGUUGACGAAGGAGGAGUUUUCCAUUUUGGAAUGGGAAAACUCGGAGCGGUUUGUCUUUUCCUUUAAGACGGAGGGAGAUCGAAGGAGAGUGUUGCAAGGGAGUCCAUGGUCGUUUGAUAAUUCCUUGCUGGUAUUGGUUCCUACAGAUGGAAUGAUCGAUCCGGGGGCGAUCCCUCUUACUCACCAGGAGUUUUGGAUUAGAGUGAAAGGACUGCCACCAGCACUCCUAACUGAUAAAAUGGGAAGGAAAAUUGGGAGUAGCAUUGGUAGAUUUGUGAUGACGGAUCCAACCGUGUUCGGAGAUGGGAGUGGCAGUUUCCUCAGGCUGAGAAUCGAGUUAAAACUUGCGGAACCUUUGAGGAAAGGUCUGAGAUUGCAGUUUGAUCCACAAGACGCUCAGUUGAAUAAGGUGGUGUUCGAGUAUGAACAUCUGCCUCACUUUUGUCUCUUCUGUGGCCAUUUAGAUCAUGUGGGGUUUAAUUGCCAGACAAGAAUUGAUGGAGUGGUUACGGAGGAAAAAUAUGGAUGA
Rosa rugosa (rugosa rose) is the source of this 774-nucleotide messenger RNA. RefSeq lists its product as uncharacterized. NCBI's taxonomy places the organism in Eukaryota, Viridiplantae, Streptophyta, Magnoliopsida, Rosales, Rosaceae. The transcript has a single exon. Bases 1 to 774 code for a protein of 257 amino acids. The record is from RefSeq and is a predicted model, not a curated record.